Molecule: messenger RNA, 714 nt
Organism: Stylonychia lemnae
Lineage: Eukaryota; Ciliophora; Spirotrichea; Sporadotrichida; Oxytrichidae
Source: the annotation of a GenBank genome assembly
AUGUUAGGCCUAUUAAUUCAAGGAGCGCUGUUUGCACUUUCCAAGUCUAGAAGUUUAUCAUAGUUUAAGGAGGAUUCCUGCACAACUCAAAAGAUUUAGGAAUUCAAUCUAGAAAAUCUAGGAGACGUAAAUCAAUACUUCAAUAUUUGUCCUAAACCCAGUGAAGUUGAGAUUCAAAGUUUUUAUCACCAAGAUGAAGUAACUUAAUUGCAGAUUUUUGACAAUAGUUUUACUGGACUUUCUGCAAUUAAAGAGGAUAUGCUUCUUCGAGGUUGGAAUUUUAAUAGGUCAGGACCAACCUACUAGACUUUCGUAGGAGGCGAGGUUGUACAACAGAGAGGAAAAUGGAACAGCUUGAGAAAUCCGGUUUAUGUUCCAGCUUCAUACACUUUCAGAAAUUGGGGAGAUCUUAUCUAGUGUCCACCUGGAUUUUUUGUGUCAAACUUGGCUGUAUCAUCUGUUAUAGGCAACAUAAUUUUCUUUGGUUUAUAUUGCCAGAUACCUGAUACAACAAAUUAAACAGCUUAUUCUUCAGAUUGCAUUUCAUAAGACCUUGAUUUCUCCACAGUAUGCCCAGAUGAUUAUUGGUUGACUGGUUUUGAUUUAAGGAACAAUAAAGAGUAAAUCAUUUGUUGUUCACCAUUAUAUACUUGCUAGGAUGCAACUUGCUCUUGUGAUGGUUUUGAAAUUUCUCAAAAUAGUGAGAUUAAAUGA